UCCGCACAUUGCAGAAUACCAUUGAUUUGGGAGCGGGAGCCAAAGAGAAAACGGGAUCAAAGUUCGUGGACAUGCUGCGGCAAUCAGGUUCGCAGUGAAAAGUCGGGGGGAAAAAAAACUUCGGCCGUGUUCUGUGGACAGAAGAAUGAAGCAACCGGGAACUUUUUUCAGGUCUGGAGGAGUCGUACCCCCGUGAUUGUGUGCGUUCAUGUGGGGUUCAGGGAGGGUUGGUUGCAAGACAAGACCAAUCAUUUGUCUUGAUUCUCUGGGCUGAGAGCAGGCAAACUGGGGGGGACGGGACGAGCAAAACCCUCUAUCAACACCUGAUCUAUUUCCCCAAACAAUUUAGUGUAUUCAUGAGGUUACGCAAAUGUGGAGGCAGCAAAACUACCGUAAUCAAUUGAAACAGCGAGUGCAUCCAUGCCUCUGAUUAUUUGGAGAUCAUCUAUCAGCCUGGUGUCUAUGUAACGAGGAAAGGGGGGGCACUGAAUUACUGUUGAGUUUCAUUGAGAAGUCCAUGAUCAUUGGGCAACGGAGUUUGGUCAGUGAUAAUAGGGCUCCUUGGUUGAGCGACGGAACUAUUUCAGCAAACAUUAGAUAGCUGACUCUGCCUUGCUGAAAGGUACUGUUUUGAAACUAAAACCCACACUGUCCAGACCAUCUGGUGCGCCGUCUUCUGCGUAAUCUCUUUUUUGUCACCUGACAAAGGAAAAAAAGAGGCGGACAAGCUGCAGGUCCAAGAGGAUAAACUGAGCAUGGAGGUCAGGUACAACCAAGAGACGGAUGCGAUGGGGCUGAAGAAUGGACUAAAGAAGGCGAAAGAUGACAAGGAGUCCCAGGGCAGCUUGUCCAAAAGCUUCCUCAAGGAGCAGCAGGACUCCUUCUCCCCCUCUGGGACCGUGGACAACUGCGAGAAAAACAGGGGGAGCACGGGGGACCCGGACUACUGUCGGAGAAUACUAGUCCGAGAUGCUAAAGGAUCUAUCCGAGAGAUAAUCCUGCCGAAGGGUUUGGAUCUAGAUCGACCCAAGCGAACACGCACCUCCUUCACCGCAGAGCAACUUUACCGGCUGGAGAUGGAGUUUCAGAGAUGUCAGUACGUGGUGGGGAGGGAACGGACAGAACUGGCCCGUCAGCUCAAUCUUUCUGAAACCCAGGUUAAAGUCUGGUUCCAGAACCGGCGCACUAAGCAGAAGAAAGACCAGGGGAAGGACUCUGAACUGCGUUCUGUGGUGUCAGAAACAGCAGCGACCUGCAGCGUGCUCAGACUGCUGGAGCAGGGUCGGCUGCUGACUCCCCCAGGCCUGCCGGGCCUUCUGCCCCACUGCGGCAGCGGCACACUGGGCUCUGCCCUGCGCCCUCACUCUAUGGCCAUGGCCAACAACGGCAGCAGUAGCAGCAGCAGCGGAAGCACUGGCACGGCAGGUGGCAGCCCUCCUUUGCCAGUCGUAACCAGCUCAGGGACUGUGUCAGGCCUGCAGAGCACGGCGGCGGCUCAUGGCCUCUUCAGUUUCCCCAUGCCAUCCUUACUUAGCGGCGUCGCCACCCGCAUUUCCUCCAACCCACUGUCCAUGGCAGGCUCCCUGGCUGGAAACCUGCAGGAACUCUCCGCCCGCUACCUGAGCUCCUCUGCCUUCGAGCCUUACUCGCGGACCAAUGGCAAAGAAUCCAUGGACAAGAAAAUUCUGGAAUGAUGCCUUUUUUUCAUAAAUGGAAAACUGUUUCUUCAAGACAUAUUUUGGUUAAAUUCUUGGCUUUUUCUGUCUUUGUUCUGCCCGUUCUCUGUCAUCAUGUUUGUGUCAUGUUCUGUAGCAGUUCAUGUAUUCUGGUUGCACAUCUGGCGCCUUGUACAAGGAAGAAAACAAAGACCUACAAAAGCUCAUCUAACAAAGACAGGGGUGUGUGUGUGUGUGUGUGUGUGUAUGUCUGGCUGUGUGUGUUGUGUUGGUUGUGGGGGUUGAAAAGAUUUUGCACAAAAUGUUCAUAUAGGAUUUUUUUUUACAGAAAGACAUUUUGAGGAGAUUUUCAGGUUUCUGUUAAACAAAUGUUAAGUCUUAUGGAUUCCUCCAAAUAAGAAAUAUACACAGGGGUUCAGAGAAUAUGGCCGCCUCAUACCACAAGAGCUCUAUCACUAUGAGUACACAUAGGAGGAAGUAUAAGAUCGAUGACAGAAAGUGUGAAGUGAUGUUGCCUUUCUGAAUUGUGUUUAAUGAUUUGAUUGUUUUUAUAAGAUGACUGUCCCUGCAGUGAGUAGAUUUAGAGGACGGGACAUUUUUGUCAGACAACUGAGCAGCACUUCAUAGGAUCCAAUCAGCAAAAACCCCCCUGAAUAUAAAAAUAAAAUAAAAAUGCAGUAUUAUGAAUGGACAAGCACGGCCGAUUUCUCAACAUAGAACUAGGGCAGAAAAAAAGAAGUGCAUCAGUUUUAAAGGUCACUACAAGGUCCGUGUCAGCACCAAACCCAGUACAUGACGUGUGAAUGCAAUUUGCUUAUUAUUUCCCUUGCAGAUUCUCCUUUGUGUAACCAUCUGUACUACAUUUGGAGCAAACCAAAAGAUAAUCCAGGUGCAGAAGGUGUUGUCACAGUAUGAUGGUUUUAUUGUUCAGUGUUGUUUUCUUUAUGGUUCGGUGGGGAUUUUUUCCCAUUUUGCAGCAAAACUCUUCACUUUGUGGCAUUCAUUUUGUCCUCAAGAUGUAGUACCUGACAUUUUUUUUUUUUUUAUCGUCUGUGAUUUUUAUAUCACUGUGAGUUCUCAGAGUUUUAGCGUAUACAGUUUUUUAUUCCAUGUCGGAGCACCGUGCUGAAAUUGCUUAAAGAGGCGGAAGUUUGUAAGCUUUUCAGCAUUACUAAACUGUUUUCUUUGUCAGACGCUGCAAGGUAAAAGGCUUUCAGUUAAUAAGACAAUAAAACAAGCUCUCCUCCUGUGUGACGUUAUCAGAAUUGGGCGACCUUCAUAAAAGAUGUAGGCAGACGGAUGCAUGUGGAGACUGAAUGGAAUUAUUGUAGUAUAAAAGUACUGGAAUUGAAAAAUGUACCUUUAAAUUGUUAUUUUAUUGUAAAUUAUUUACUUAUGUAAUUAAUAGAUUAUUAGUAUAUCUGGAAAAUAAUGAAUGAAUGAAUGUAUUAGCGGGGUUGAGGAAUCAAUCAAAAGCUCUUUGGUGCUGUUGUUGUGAAAUAUCUUGAAAUUUGUGAAACGUGUGGUACAAAUGUGCAUAUAUAUGAUGUAUAUGGCUACAGACAAAGACAAGUGUGUUUUUCAUUUCCU
Messenger RNA from Labrus bergylta (ballan wrasse), 3266 nucleotides. It is a transcript of the gene vax1, whose product is annotated as ventral anterior homeobox 1. The record is from RefSeq and is a predicted model, not a curated record. NCBI's taxonomy places the organism in Eukaryota, Metazoa, Chordata, Actinopteri, Labriformes, Labridae. Gene Ontology annotation, molecular function: RNA polymerase II cis-regulatory region sequence-specific DNA binding; DNA-binding transcription factor activity, RNA polymerase II-specific. Gene Ontology annotation, cellular component: nucleus. Gene Ontology annotation, biological process: central nervous system development; regulation of transcription by RNA polymerase II; brain development.